Molecule: messenger RNA, 890 nt
Organism: Capsicum annuum
Lineage: Eukaryota; Viridiplantae; Streptophyta; Magnoliopsida; Solanales; Solanaceae
Product: 50S ribosomal protein L18
Exons: 2
Coding region: 279-635 (118 amino acids)
Biological process (GO): translation
Cellular component (GO): ribosome
Molecular function (GO): structural constituent of ribosome; 5S rRNA binding
Source: RefSeq, a predicted model, not a curated record
UUCAGCCCAACCCCGACCCGACCCAGUCCAUCCUAAUUACCUCUUUCCUUCACCCUAGCAGCUCAUAUCCCACGCGGCUAUCACUCAAACAACUCUCUCACCGACCCUAGCAGCAGUUGACGACAGCCAACUCCGCCGACGGACAGAAACGCAGCAGCAGCCAACGAUCAUCUCUCUCACAAACGACCCUGCAGCCGCCGACGCAUCAACGCCGCCGACGGACGGACAGCAACUCCGGCGACUUGUGCUCUGUUUGAUUGUACGUUCAGUUUUAAGAAAUGGUGAUUCCUCCACCAGUUAGACCAGACAGAGUGACGAAGUUUCUCAAACCUUAUGUGCUGAGGAUGCACUUCACAAACAAGUAUGUAAAUGCUCAAGUAGUUCACACACCAACAGCAACAGUGGCUGCUUCUGCAAGCACACAAGAGAAAGGCUUAAGGCUUGCCAUGGUAGAAUCAAAAGAAAAUACUAGAGAUGUUGCUGCUGCUGCAAAAAUAGGUAAGUUGUUGGGAGAGCGGUUGCACGCUAAAGGAGUUCCUGCCAUAUCUGUUUUCUUUAAGAGAGAACAAAGAUACCAUGGAAAGGUCAAAGCAGUUAUUGAUUCAGUGAGAGAAGCCGGCAUAGAAUUGGUUUGAUUGAACCAUUUUUCUCUUUUCUCUGCCUGCUGGAUUUCCUCUCCCAGGCAAAGGAUUUAUAUGUUCCAUUAGCUCUACUUUGGACAAUUUGCUUUCCUUAGUUCUUGCACGAUGGAGCAAUGUGUGAUUUGCAAUGUAUAAGAUGUCACUUCUAACAUUCCCUGUGUUUUGAACCCUCAAUUCCAAGAGCAAGGUUCAUACCUGACCUGUAUUUUCCGUAACAAGAGUUAGCUAAUACUUAUUAAGUCCUAUUCA